Molecule: messenger RNA, 462 nt
Organism: Arthroderma uncinatum
Lineage: Eukaryota; Fungi; Ascomycota; Eurotiomycetes; Onygenales; Arthrodermataceae
Product: peptidyl-tRNA hydrolase
Exons: 2
Coding region: 1-462 (153 amino acids)
Biological process (GO): translational termination
Cellular component (GO): mitochondrion
Molecular function (GO): translation release factor activity
Source: RefSeq, a predicted model, not a curated record
AUGCCUCCUCGCCCUUCACUAGAUGAUUCGGAGAUAUCCGGAAGCUACCUCAAAGGUUCCGGACCAGGAGGGCAAAAAAUUAACAAAACCAACUCCGCCGUUCAACUCAUACAUAUACCCACGAACACCGUGGUAAAAUGUCAAGCAACUCGCUCCCAGUCACAAAAUCGGAAAAUUGCCAAGCAGAUCCUAGCCCAGAAAGUGGAGUUACUCGAGAAGGGUGACCAGAGCCGAGCAGCGAUUGUAACGAAUGUGAAGAAGAAGAGGAAAGCGAGUAAGAUUAAGAAAAGCAAGAGGAAGUAUCGAGCCUUAGAGGAAGAGAAGAGAAGGAAGCGGAUAGAGGCUGGGUUAGAGGAAGCUGGUGAGAACGAGAUCGACGAGGUGGGUGAGGUUGAGGUUGAGGAACAGGCCACCAGCAAGAGUGAUGUUACGUUUGAUAAAGCGGAAAAUGACGGACGUUGA